GCAGCGUGCCUCUCUUCUUCUUCACUGUGGUCACCUGCAGUUUGCCCCACAGCCAUUCCAAGCACAUAUUCCCUGCACCCUGCUAGCUACCUUGAGUUGCAAUUCAUCCUUUUGGCAGUAAAGUUCUUAGUAAUAUUACCCAGUUGCUACGUAGCAGCUCGCUGAAGAACAAAGGAACCAAUCCCACCUAUCUGAAUCCACACAUAAACAGUAGAUUCUUGUUCUCGCUUGGAUAGCUACAGCCUACCUCUGCAGGCGCUAUGAUGAGGCUGAAAGUGACGAUACUGGUGGUAGCAUUUGUUCUCAGCGCCGGCGUGCAUAUCUCGGCGGCGGCGGCGGCCGCCGGCCAGAGGGAGGAGGUGCACCUGGUGCCGGCGGUGUACGUGUUCGGCGACUCGACGGUGGACGUCGGGAACAACCAGUACCUGCCGGGGAACUCGCCGCUGCAGCUCCCCUACGGCAUCGACUUCCCGCACUCGAGGCCCACCGGAAGGUUCAGCAAUGGCUACAACGUCGCCGACUUCAUCGCGAAACUGGUGGGAUUCAAGAGGAGCCCGCCGGCUUACCUGUCGCUGACGCCGCAGACGAGCCGUCAGCUCAUGCGAGGCUACCGCGGCGCCAAUUACGCUUCUGGAGGAUCCGGCAUUCUCGAUACCACUGGGACAACCGUCGUCACGCUGACAAAGCAAAUCGUGUACUUCGCGGCCACCAAGUCAAAGAUGAUGUCGAACGGCGGCGGCGAUGGCAACAGCUCGUCGGCGUCGGCGUCGGCGAUCGACGAUCUGCUGUCCAAGUCUCUCUUCCUCAUCAGCGACGGCGGCAACGACCUGUUCGCGUUCCUGAGGCAGAGCAACCGGACGGCGAGCCAGGUGCCGUCCUUCUACGCCGACCUGCUGUCCAACUACACGCGGCACGUCCAGGCGCUGUACAGCCUGGGCGCCAGGCGGUUCGGCAUCAUCGACGUGCCGCCCAUCGGGUGCGUGCCGUCGGUGCGGGUCACCUCGCAGGCGGGCGCCACCAGGUGCGUCGACGCCGCCAACGACCUCGCCAGGGGGUUCAACUCCGGGCUCAGGUCGGCGAUGGCCAGGCUCGCCGGCUCCGGUGCUCUCCCGGGGAUGAGGUACUCCGUCGGCAGCUCGUACAACGUGGUGUCCUACCUCACGGCGAACCCGGCCGCCGCGGGGUUCAAGGUGGUGAACAGCGCGUGCUGCGGCGGCGGCCGGCUCAACGCGCAGGUCGGGUGCGGGGCGCCCAACUCCACCUACUGCGGCAACCGCAACGGGUACCUGUUCUGGGACGGGGUGCACGGGACGCAGGCCACCUCCAGGAAGGGCGCCGCCGCCAUCUACUCCGCGCCGCCGCAGAUGGGCUUCGCCUCGCCCAUUAACUUCAAGCAGCUUGUUUCUUCUUGAUGCAGAUUACGCUAAUUCAUCUUGAUAUAUAUCGUAGCAAUACUAUACACGUACUCGUACUAUUGAUGAUGCAUGCCGGCAGCUAAAGUUAGCUAUAAGAGGAAAAGAAAUAUUUGCACUCUUGAUUCUUUUUAGAACGAGAGUGAUAGAGAUACAAUAGACGAAUCACAUCAUUUUAGAGGCAUGUAAAAGUUGCAAACUAAGGCCAAAUGGCCUGCAAAUAAACUCUUGAAUAAACUAUCAGGUUGCGAAGUGAGUAUAGCUCAA
Oryza sativa Japonica Group (Japanese rice) is the source of this 1679-nucleotide messenger RNA. Its product is annotated as GDSL esterase/lipase At1g71250. Lineage: Eukaryota; Viridiplantae; Streptophyta; Magnoliopsida; Poales; Poaceae. The record is from RefSeq and is a predicted model, not a curated record. Gene Ontology annotation, molecular function: hydrolase activity, acting on ester bonds.